AACAUAUAUUGGGAGUUCCGUUUCCUAUGCGAACUGUAACACAUUACAGUUCACUUUUGAAGUAAACUUUUCUCAUAUAAUGCCUACUUUUGGAGAGCCCAAAUCGGUCCCAAAAAUACAGUUUGGUGUAUCGCUUGCAAUCGGAACAUUUUGGUCUACUGUCUCUCUUGUUAACUUCGUCAUAAGUCUUAUCAAGAAAGGACCGAAAAAGAUUUUUACGGUUAAUGAUCACCGAUUAGCUCCCGCUUGCUUAUCAGACGAUGAAUAUGGCAUACAUAGUUUUACCACAACAUCAACUGGCGUGAAAAUUCAUUAUGUUGCGGCUGGUAAUGCCAAUUCUCCAUUGAUGAUAUUUCUUCACGGCUUUCCUGAAAAUUGGUACUCUUGGCGUCACCAGAUAUCGUACUUCAAGAGUAAAUUUAGAACUGUUGCAAUAGACAUGAGAGGGUAUGGAGAAUCUGGAAAACCGGAGGGAGUUCAAAACUAUUGGAUUCCUUAUCUUGUUGAGGACGUUAAAGAUGUUAUGGAAGCAUUGGGGUACAAAAAUUGUGUAUUGGUAGCACACGAUUGGGGUGGUGCAGUUGCUUGGUCUGUAGCAGCUAAAUAUCCAGAAAUAAUAAAUAAAUUAAUUAUUUGCAAUUGUCCUCAAGGUACAGCAUUCCAAAAAAUUUUAAAGACAGACCGUAAACAAUUCUUGAAAUCUUGGUACAUGUUUUUUUUUCAAAUACCUUAUCUGCCCGAAUUUUUGAUAAAAUUAUCCGAUUAUGGUUUUAUUCGCAAAGUAUUUUGCAGUAAGCAAAUGGGACUUCAGCAGAGGUCUUUAACAGAAGAAGAAAUGGAAGCUUUCAUUUAUUCUAUCUCACAACCGGGAGCCUUAACUGCUACUAUCAAUUACUACAGAGCUACAUUCCGUUAUAUUAUUCCUAAAGAGUAUAGAAGAACCAUAAAAGUUCCAUCUCUUGUUAUAUGGGGUACAAAGGAUGGUGCACUAAGCACUUCGAUGGCUGAACUAUCUUGUAAAUUUGUCGAGGCUCGUUCUAGUGUAGAUUACGUUGAUGGAGCUAGCCACUGGGUGCAACAAGAUAACCCAGAACAAGUGAACAAAUCUAUAGAUAAAUUUAUUUCUGAAACAAAUGAUUCUAAACUAUAA
This is a messenger RNA of Dimorphilus gyrociliatus, 1150 nucleotides long. NCBI's taxonomy places the organism in Eukaryota, Metazoa, Annelida, Polychaeta, Dinophilidae. The record is from the annotation of a GenBank genome assembly.